GGAGCUGAAUCAUAACACAGUGGAAAGGGAGGAGCAAAAAGUGAAGGCUUAUAUUUCCUUUGGAAGGACGCACUCCAGUCCAACCUGCCAAACUGUUCCCAUCACCACCGGGAAGCAACAAAGGCAUCGCUUGGCAUAAAAAUGAAAGCCAUCACCACAGCAAAUGCUGAAUUUUGCCUUGAUGUGUUCAAAGAGCUGAGCAGUAGCAAUGUGGGAGAAAAUAUCUUCUUCUCUCCACUCACUAUGUUCUACGCCCUAAGCAUGGUCCUUCUGGGUGCCAGAGGCAAGAGUGCUGAACAAAUGGAAAAGGUGCUCCAUUAUGACAACUUUUCAGAAUUCUUAAAACCAAAGAUGAAAAACUCUUAUGAGUGCAGUGAAGGUGGAAGGAUGCAUUCUGAAUUUGGAGCCCUGCUAUCCCAAAUCAACCAACUGAAUUCACUCAGCAUUGCUAACAGAGUCUAUGGGACGAAGGCAAUAACAUUCCACAAGCAUUAUUUAAGAUGUUCUGAGAAACUGUUCCAAGCCAAGUUGCAAACUGUUGAUUUUGAACUGUCAACAGAACAGACAAGGAAAAGUAUUAAUACUUGGGUUGAGAAUAAAACUAAUGGAAAAGUCACAAACUUAUUUGGCAAGGGUACAAUUGAUCCCUCUUCUAUCAUGGUCCUAGUAAGUGCCAUAUAUUUCAAGGGACAAUGGAAAAAUAAAUUUGAGAAAAGAGAGACAGUGAAAGCUCCCUUUUACAUAAGUGUGGGUAAAAGUGCAGUUGUGGACAUGAUGUAUCAGACUGGAACAUUUAAGCUGGCCUUUAUAAAGGAGCCACAGAUGCAAGUCCUUGAGCUUCCCUAUUCCAAUAACAAACUAAGAAUGAUCAUCCUCCUUCCAGUAGGCGCAGCCAAUAUAAACCAGAUAGAAAAACACCUGGAUGUGAAGAUGCUUCAAGAGUGGACCAACUCUUCUAACAUGGUGGAAAGAGAAGUGGAUGUCCACAUCCCCAAAUUCAGUCUUGCAGUAAAAUAUGACCUAAACUCCCUAUUGAAAUCCCUAGGGAUGAGGGACAUCUUCAGCGUGGCCACAGCUGAUCUCUCUGGAAUGUCACCAGACAAAGGCCUGUAUCUAUCCCAGGUUGUUCACAAGUCAUAUGUGGAUGUCAAUGAAGAAGGCACUGAGGCAGCAGCGGCCACUGGGGAGAGUAUUGCUGUGAAACGACUCCCUGUCACAGUUCAGUUCACAGCAAAUGCCCCCUUCCUGUUCAUUAUCCAGGAUGAUUGUGGCAAUAUUUUAUUCGCUGGAAAGUUUGCCUCUCCAUAGACAGAGGGCAUUGUGGAGGCCUCAGGAUAGAUAAAGUACAGCGGUGAAGGGGCUGACUGUAUCUCAGCUGUGCACAUCUGCAAAGCAGGUCUACCAAAUGGCAGAUCUUUAGCCCGAUCCUGUGAGCUUGUGAAACUCACACUAGCGUAUUCAUGUGAAAAGACACAUUUAUUCCAGUGCUUUUCUAGAUUUCUUACUUUUGAGACCUCAUUGAUGACUGGGUGACAUGAUUGAGUUAGCAGAGAAGUUUAUAAAGGCCUAGAUGUUUUUGGGUUUUUCUAUGUUAGUGAGAUUGUGAAUGAGCGACCGCUGUGAAUCAGGUCAAAGUUUCCUACUUUAUUUUGACUUUUAAAUAUAAAUUUCCUGCAUGCCUAAAUACGGUAGUAUCAAUUUUAGUUCAAAAUUCUACAUUGAUCAUAAUAAAUGAACUCUUUGAAGAUGGAA
Messenger RNA from Mesocricetus auratus (golden hamster), 1752 nucleotides. It is a transcript of the gene Serpinb11, whose product is annotated as serpin family B member 11. Gene Ontology annotation, biological process: negative regulation of endopeptidase activity. Gene Ontology annotation, molecular function: serine-type endopeptidase inhibitor activity. Bases 142 to 1308 code for a protein of 388 amino acids. The record is from RefSeq and is a predicted model, not a curated record. The transcript has 8 exons. NCBI's taxonomy places the organism in Eukaryota, Metazoa, Chordata, Mammalia, Rodentia, Cricetidae.